Messenger RNA from Octodon degus (degu), 1505 nucleotides. RefSeq names its product transmembrane protein 109 (gene Tmem109). Gene Ontology annotation, biological process: intrinsic apoptotic signaling pathway in response to DNA damage by p53 class mediator; cellular response to gamma radiation. Bases 143 to 874 code for a protein of 243 amino acids. NCBI's taxonomy places the organism in Eukaryota, Metazoa, Chordata, Mammalia, Rodentia, Octodontidae. The transcript is spliced from 4 exons. The record is from RefSeq and is a predicted model, not a curated record.
GCCCGCGGCGCCCAGCCCCAGCGUGACCCGCCCCGCGCACGCGCAGGCAGCAACCCUACGCCCCAGAGUUAAGGCGCGGCUUUGGCGGCGCCUUUCAGCGAAGUCGCACGUGAAGUAUACAGUGGCGGGAGCCGGACCUGGCAUGGCAGCCCUGGGGGGCCAUCCAGCGCAGGCCACAUGCGUGCUCAGAGCCAGCCUGGCGAUCCUCAUGGCCCUCGCCCUCCUGCACGGAGCCUGGUCCCAGCCUCACCAGGACUUUGCGCCACCAGGCCAGCAGAAGAAGGAGGCCUCUCCUGACCCCCUGACCCAGCUCGGGCGAGCGCUGCGGGGGACCCUAGACAACUGGCUGGGCCGGGAGACCAUGCACCUGGUCUCAGAGACCCUGUCACAGGUGACAUGGGCCAUCUCCUCGGCUGUCUCGGUGGCCUUUUUCGCCCUGUCUGGGAUUGCAGCUCAGCUCCUGAACGCCCUGGGGCUGGAUGGCGACCAUCUCACCCAGAGCUUGAAGCUGAGCCCUGGCCAGGUCCAGACGUUUCUGCUGUGGGGUGCAGGGGCCCUGGUCGUCUACUGGCUGCUGUCUCUGCUCCUUGGCCUGCUCUUGGCCUUGCUGGGCCGCAUCCUGGGUGGCUUGAAGCUCAUCGCUUUCCUGGCUGGCUUCGUGGCUCUGGUGAGGUCGGUGCCCGACCCUUCCACGCGGGCACUGCUGUUGCUGGCCCUGCUAACCCUCUAUGCCCUGUUGAGCCGCCUCACGGGCUCCCGGGCCUCUGGUGCCCGGCUGGAGGCCAAGGUGCGCGGCCUGGAGCGCCAGGUGGAGGAGCUGCGCUGGAGGCAGAAACGUGCAGGCCGGGGGCCCCGCAGUGUGGAGGAAGAGUGACAAGGACAUCUGCUGCACCCCCUUCGUCACACCAAAGAGCCGAGCUGCUUUUGGACCUCGGCCUUACCCGCAGCCCCUGCCCUUCCUGCCAGUACCUCCUGCUGCGGCUCCAGCCAAGGGAGAGGGCAGCCCUGGCGUCCCGCCUGUCUGUAAGGGCAGGUGUGCGGGCUUGGCUUUGGCUGCCGCCCUGACCUGCCUGCUCCCUCAGCUCCGCCUUCACGCUCCCCAUCUAGCCCUGUGCCGGCAUCACCAUGCAGUUGCCUGACCGCUGGGGAAGAGCGCGGCGGCUCAGGCUCAGGGCCGAAGCGGGGCCUUGGGCCGUACAAGUGCCUUAAUCCUAGCUGUAGCGCCCUAGUGCCCUCCUGCUGCCUUUGUCCUGGAGCCCUGUCCUUGCCUCUCGCGCCCCAGGCGGGGCCCCGCUUCCUGCCCCACGCCCGGGAGUGGCCCCUGAGGAAGAGCAGAAGAGCAGGCUGAUGAGCCGUUCCUUGUCGGGGCCCUUUGGGGAAGUGGUCGCCUUUGCCUGGCCUGGCAACAUUCUGACCGCUAAGGUCUGAUGUGAAAUCACAGCUGCAGUAAUUGUAUUUUUAUCAGUGCUUGGUUGAUUUUAAAUAAAGUGCACGCUAUUUUAUUA